AUGGUGUUAAGCUAUGAGAACCUUCUGGAGACGAGUUCGGAGACGGAUGAGGACGACAGGACACCGCUCUCUGAGGACAACGGCCUCACCAAUGGAGGAGGGGGAGGAGACAGAGGCCUGGAGGACGAGGAGGCAGGCAGCCCGGCCGGCAUUCCUGCUCUUGAGGCAUCACCACGGGUCGCUCAUGCCCUGCUGUCCUAUCAAGAUGCAUCUGAGGGACGGGACAUCUGGAGGCUGGGAGGCACAGAUGCACACCUGAACAGCUCAGAUGACAGGACAGAUGACUUUGAGGCUGCGGGUCUGGAGGCGUCUCUUCACAAUGGGAGGAGUUCAGCAGUGAAGCGACUCGAUGGCGUCUCCGAGCUUGACGAAUACUUCCUAAAACGUAAACUGGAGGACGGUGAUGGUCAUCCAGCUACCAUCGCUGAGUACUUACAACGCAGCGACACCGCCAUUAUUUACCCAGAAGCCCCAGAGGAGGUGACACGGCUGGGCACGCCAGAGGCCAUUGGACAGGACGAGAGCGAACAAGACCUGCUGUCAGGUACACCUGACGACUUCGCCCAGCUGCUCGCCUGUCCUUACUGCGACCGUGGCUACAAACGGCUGACGUCUCUGAAGGAACACAUCAAAUAUCGCCAUGAGAAGAACGAGGAGAGCUUCAGCUGCCCGCUGUGUGCAGACACCUUCAGCCACCGCACGCACCUGGAGCGUCACAUGACCACGCACAAACCCGCCCCAGACCAGACGCCGCCGCCCAGCGAAGCAGCUGGAAACCGAAAGUUUAAGUGCAGUGAGUGUGGAAAAGCCUUCAAAUACAAACAUCACCUGAAGGAGCAUCUGCGCAUUCACAGUGGAGAAAAACCGUACGAGUGCUCCAACUGUAAGAAGCGGUUCUCCCACUCAGGCUCCUAUAGCUCCCACAUCAGCAGUAAGAAAUGCAUUGGCCUGAUCGCCGUCAAUGGACGAAUACGCAGCGGAAACAACGGCAAGCCCGGCUCCUCGCCCAACUCUACCACCUCAUCGCCGGGAAGUCCCGCCCUUGCACAGCUCCGUCACAAACUGGAGAACGGGCGACCACUGGGCCCUCCAGACCAGCAGGGUCAGCUGGACAUCAAGGCUGAGCCCAUGGACUUCAACGAGUACCGCUUGCUGUUGGCGUCCCAGCAUGGUUUCGGAGGGCCGGGGGUCUACCUGAAUGGCCGUGGUGGGAGCCCUAUGGGCAUCCAUAGCUCCUCCCACAGUCCCCUCCAACACAUGGGGCUGGACUACCCUAUGCUGGGUUAUGCUGGAGCUCUGAGUGAGGUCCAGAAGGUGCUGCAGAUUGUGGACAACACAGUGAGCAGGCAGAAGAUGGACGGCAGCCCAGAGGAGAUCGCCAAGCUCCGCGCCUACAUGAAGGAGCUGGGCGCUCAGAUGGACCAGCACAAACCAGGCCAGACAGGGGUCCAAGGGGCGGGUCAUGGCAGCCCCACCAAGACCAUCAUCGACUACACACUGGAGAAAGUCAAUGAGGCCAAGAGCCUGAUUGAUGAGUCAACAAGACCAGUUGACAUAAAGACGGAAAAACUGAACCAGUCCCUGGACCUCAGUGAGGAAGGACAGAACCACUUCCUGUUCAGCUGUCAGUUCUGUAAGGAGACCUUCAGUGGUCCCAUCCCCCUCCACCAACAUGAGCGCUACCUGUGCAAAAUGAACGAGGAAAUCAAAGCCGUCCUUCAGCCGGCUCAGACCAGUCCCUCAGGCCAUCGGGGGGCACUGUCCUCCGACACUGACCAGACCACCAGCCCCUUCAAAGACCAUGCCUCAGUGCUCAAAACGUUUCUCGGUAUGAACACUGAGCCCAACUCAGAGGAGCUGCUCAAGAUCUCCAUGGCCGUGGGACUUCCUCAGGACUUGGUGAAGGACUGGGUCACCACGUGGAAGAACCAGAACCAGCAUGGAGGCCGGAGAAGGUCGCCCCCUCCUGACCACAGCCUGAGCCGCUCCCCCAUGCCACUUCCUGCCGUAGACCUAGGUUUGAUAAAUGGACUCACAAAGACCAACACGUUUACCGCCAACAGGCCUACCCUGGCAGACAGACCACUGGAGCCCCUGGACCACCUGAGGAGUGACACCCCAUCCCCCCUGAACCUGUCGUCCACCUCAUCCAAAACGUCUCAGAGCAGCUCGUACACACCAAACAGCCUAGCCUCAGAGGAAGCCCACGGUGACACGCCUCUGGAUCUGUCCCUGCCCAAACACCUGAUGGCUCAGCGGCUUGUCUCAUUGGGUGAGAAAAGGCCCCGCCCCAAUGGUUUCCUGGUGGAGCGCAGCAGUGAGGCACCAGGCCGAGAGCAGGCGUCCGCUCCUCUAGACCUGGUCAACAUCAAGAAGGAGGUUCUGGGUCCUGAAGGUGGAGGAAGCUCGGCCUAUCAGCUGGAGAAAAGCACCAGUCCCCUCUUUGGGAUCAACCCCUUCGCUGGCGGUCCAGUCUACACCUCUCUGCCCCCCCACGGGGCGUUUCCUCCGCCCACCUUCAUGUCUCCGGCCCAGGCCUCCAUCCCUGGCCUUAGGUCGUACCCAGGACUUGACCCUAUGAGCUUCCUACCCCACAUGGCCUACACCUACGCCACAGGGGCCGCCACGUUCGCCGAGCUGCAGCAGAGGAGGAAGUACCAACGGAAACCAGGUUUCCAGGGGGAGCUGCUGGACGGGACGGCGGACUAUCUGUCGGGCCUGGACGACCUGGCAGACAGCGAUUCGCUGCUGUGCAGGAAGAAGAUUAAGAAGACUGAAAGUGGUAUGUACGCGUGUGACUUGUGCGACAAAACAUUCCAGAAGACCAGUUCCCUCCUAAGACACAAAUAUGAGCACACAGGAAAGCGUCCCCACCAGUGUCAGAUCUGUAAGAAGGCGUUCAAACACAAACACCACCUGAUCGAACACUCGCGCCUCCACUCUGGAGAGAAACCGUACCAGUGUGACAAGUGUGGUAAACGAUUCUCCCACUCGGGCUCGUACUCUCAGCACAUGAACCACCGAUACUCUUAUUGCAAGAGGGAGGCGGAGGAGCGGGAGGCGGCUGAGAGGGAGGCACGGGACAAAGGUGGAGGAGGAGGAGGAACCAUGGAGCCCACCGAGCUGCUGAUGACCACGGCGUACCUGCACGGCCUCGGGCCUCUGGGAUACUCGGACCCUGAGGACCAGCAGGAGGACGGUACCAUCCUGAGGGGAGGAGGAGGAGGGGUGAAAAGGGAGCUGGAGGAGUUGACAGACAGAGAUGAGGAAAGUUUCAGGGAAAAAGAAGUAGAGGAGGGAGGAGACAACCAGAGCAGGACAGACUCGACGAGGGAACAGGAAGUCAAAGACAUGACGCUGAUGGAGGAGAGUUCAGGAGGGAAGACGGAUGGACAGAUGGAAGAAGACGAUCCCUAGAUAGGACUGGGGGGGGGCUUUUAUUUUGAAGGGACUGUACACCAAUCAUCAUGGGGUGGGGAGGGGUCAGAUCUACCGGUUAGAUUUCUACGGGCCGUCAUGACACUAAAGUUGUAAACUCUGAUACCUGUGUGCAACAACAGCAAUGACUACAGAAGUCCUCUACACUCAGUGUUGGGAAACUUCUAGGGAUGGGCAAUGAUCUGGAAUGUUCUAACAGUCAUCACUUUCUGGGAGAUAAAGCUCAUCUUUAUCCUGAUUAAUUUAUACAAAACUGAAGGUUCAAUUUGACUUCAUCUUUGUCAGAUAUUCAACCAGAGGAGUGAGUCAAUAUUCUAAGUUGGUCAAAAACAUUGGCAACUUCUUCAUAUUGAACUUUUCAACACAUACAUUUCAUCUAAAUAGGACAUCAACAGUUUGAAUUGGUCAAAACUAUUGACAACACUUUAUAAGUUGGUGGACUGUAGAGUGGUGAUUGACUACCACUGACCCCCCCCAUGAUCAUUUUGGUGCAGUCAGAGUUACUCAACUAUUGAUGGUGGCCGGUGACCGUUGAUGGUGGCCGGUGACCGUUGAUGGUGGCCGGUGACCGUUGAUGGUGGCCGGUGACUGUCAAUGGUGGCCGGUGACCGUUGAUGGUGGCCGGUGACCGUUGAUGGUGGCCGGUGACUGUCAAUGGUGGCCGGUGACCGUUGAUGGUGGCCGGUGACUGUCAGUGGUGGCCGGUGACCGUUGAUGGUGGCCGGUGACCGUUGAUGGUGGCCGGUUACUGUCAACGGUGGCCGGUGACAGUUGAUGGUGGCCGGUGACCGUUGAUGGUGGCCGGUGACCGUUGAUGGUGGCCGGUGACCAUUGAUGGUGGCCGGUGACCGUUGAUGGUGGCCGGUGACCGUUGAUGGUGUCCUGUGACCGUCUAUGGUUGCCGGUGACCGUUGAUGGUGGCCGGUUACUGUCAAUGGUGGCCGGUGACCGUUGAUGGUGGCCAGUGACCCUCGAUGGUGGCCGGUGACCGUUGAUGGUGUCCUGUGACCGUCUAUGGUUGCUGGUGACCGUUGAUGGUGUCCUGUGACCGUCUAUGGUUGCCGGUGACCGUUGAUGGUGUCCUGUGACCGUCUAUGGUUGCCGGUGACCGUUGAUGGUGUCCUGUGACCGUUGAUGGUGGCCUGUGACCGUCGAUGGUGGCCUGUGACCGUCUAUGGUUGCCGGUGACCGUUGAUGGUGUCCUGUGACCGUUGAUGGUGUCCUGUGACCGUUGAUGGUGGCCUGUGACCGUUGAUGGUGUCCUGUGACCGUUGAUGGUGGCCUGUGACCGUUGAUGGUGUCCUGUGACCGUCUAUGGUUGCCGGUGACCGUCUAUGGUUGCCGGUGACCGUUGAUGGUGUCCUGUGACCGUCGAUGGUGGCCUGUGACCGUCUAUGGUUGCCGGUGACCGUCGAUGGUGGCCGGUGACCGUUGAUGGUGUCCUGUGACCGUCUAUGGUUGCCGGUGACCGUUGAUGGUGUCCUGUGACCGUCUAUGGUUGCCGGUGACCGUUGAUGGUGGCCGGUGACCCUCGAUGGUGGCCUGUGACCGUCGAUGGUGGCCUGUGACCGUCUAUGGUUGCCGGUGACCGUCGAUGGCGGCCUGUGACUGUGACUGGCGGCUUCAUCUCGUCAUGUAGCUGGGUGGGAUUGUUUAGAAAGCCACAUUAUGCAAACCGGAGGUGGUGGUGUUUUUAAUGUACAGUAUUGUAAAGGCCUGAACGCUGUGUGGUGCUAUGAUGUUUAACUCUUCGUGUCCGUGUUCCACGCCCCCGUCAACAUGAUUGCACUCAAUCCUCCAAUCACUACAGAUAAAAAGAAUAAAGAAGGAAUCGCUCGCCUCUCCCGUCAGUGUUUUUGUGGUACUCCUGUCUCCUUUCACUGUGACUUUCUAUGAUCUUGAUCCUGUUGGAUGAUUCUGCGUUCUGACCACACGGCGUCGGGCCUCCUGAUCUGUUUUCAUGUGACGAACGUUUAAACCUGUGAUUUUAAAUCCAUGUGAGUCUUAAACGUGGCGGAGAGAGGAAAUUCAAAAAGGACAGAGCCUUUAUAGUGUGUAACUUCUCCAGAGAAAGCCUUAUAUGCAAACCUUUCACCCGUGCCAUCCCUGUACAGUGACCCCGCCCCCUGCUUCUCUCCUCCAAUAACAUGCCAUCUUUUAUUGUUAGUAUUAGCUUAGACUUGUGCUCUUAGUUUACAUUUGUUUGUGCAAUUUUGAGUAUUUUUUCUUCCAGUAUUUUUUUGUCAGUAUUAUUUCUUGUUUUUGUUGAAUUUUCCGACAUUAAUUUCAUUUUUUGUUCUUCUUUGAGAAUUGAGCGUUUUAUUUAUGUGACUCAUUUUAUAUGUGCUAAUUUUAUUUAUUUCAUACUGUAGUGUACAGGACUAGAGUUCCUCACUCACAGGUUAUUCCAGGGAGCAAACCUGUUCACGGGACGGCCGCAGUAUCUGGAUGAUUCUUCUGUGUUUGUGUUGUUUCAGUUGAAACUACUGGAAAAUUCUAAAUUUGGGGAACUUUUUGAUACGAUGAUUAUUGUGAAACACUGUAUUUUUUAGAGUAAAUCCACUUUAUCUGUGCUGAUGGUGAGGUGAAGAACUGAUGAAGAUGAUGAAGAUGAAGGAGCUCCUAAAAUGUCUGAAGUAUUAUUGUUGAAUUUUUAAUGACCGUGCUCGAAUAAAUGUAGCCAAAUUAAAUUUGAAUAAAACCGUCUUAUUCUU
Molecule: messenger RNA, 6152 nt
Organism: Cheilinus undulatus (humphead wrasse)
Lineage: Eukaryota; Metazoa; Chordata; Actinopteri; Labriformes; Labridae
Product: zinc finger E-box-binding homeobox 2-like
Exons: 9
Coding region: 1-3417 (1138 amino acids)
Biological process (GO): anatomical structure development; regulation of transcription by RNA polymerase II
Molecular function (GO): DNA-binding transcription factor activity, RNA polymerase II-specific; RNA polymerase II cis-regulatory region sequence-specific DNA binding
Source: RefSeq, a predicted model, not a curated record